CUCAACUGAUGUAUCUGUAUGAAGUUUUUUUCCUUUCUUUAUGGCAAAUACAUAUACAAUCCACGCGGUUUGUGGGAUCGAACGGUGCACACCAAAUACCGCGUAAUCUUCCUUAAUGAUCAUAAAAAUAAAAUUCAACUUUUCUUUAGCUUAACCUCAAAUAUUUCUCAUCAACUACGUCUUUAUCUUUAUUCUUCCUUUGUUUUUCCUUCUUUAAACUUCAAGAAAAAUGUUCUUUUUAUUACUAGUCUUGUUCUUGGCUGGUUUUCUAAAUCUUUACUUCUUUUUACCUUCCAAGAAAUUAUAUGCAUGCCUCCAAUCUUUUUUCUUCAAGAACAAGAACUCUUCCAAAGAAGUUGUAAGUACCCAAUUGUUAGUUUUGAAAAAAGAAAAUACUUCUUUGAAAAAUAAUGAUGAGCUCAAGAGUGUAUUUGCUACUUUUGACAAGAAUGGUGAUGGGUUCAUUACCAGGCAAGAACUAAAAGAUUCACUCAAGAACAUAAGAAUCUUCAUGACUGAACAAGAAGUUGAAGAGAUGGUGAAGAAAGUUGAUUCUAAUGGAGAUGGAUUAAUAGAUUUUGAGGAGUUUUGUCUACUGUGCGAGUCUUUGGCUAUGACUUCAUCAAAUCAAGAAGAAGAAGAAUUAAAAGAAAAUGAUCAAGAUGAGAAUUUGAAGGAGGCUUUUGAAGUGUUUGAUAGGGAUAAAGAUGGGUUAAUUUCAGUACAAGAAUUAGGGUUGGUGCUGUGUUCUUUGGGAUUAAGAGAAGGAAAAAGAGUGGAAGAUUGUAAAGAAAUGAUUAAGAAAGUUGACAUGGAUGGAGAUGGAAUGGUUAAUUUUAAUGAGUUUAAGAAGAUGAUGACAAGCUCAAAGCUUAAGCUCUAGUAAGGCCUUUUUAAUCUCUCUUGGCAUCUCUUAAUUAAUUGAUGGGUGGUGAUCAUCAAUUGCUAAAUUAUCUAACAUUAGUAUAGUUUAUUACAAUUGAAGCUUCUAAAUAGACUCUAUCAAUUACGUUAUUCCAUAAAUUGCAUUAGUAAAAUUAUGACGCAUUACUGAAUGAUGUCGAUAAUAUUAUGUAAAUAACUAAAAUAUUAUCAUCAUUCAAUAUGUGAUUUAAUAGUUUUACUAAUUUAUUCGGAUGACGUAGUGGAUAGCUAGAGUCUAUGCAAAAAUUUCUUUUACUACUAUUUCUUGCAAGCUUAAUGCGUGUAAUACUUGUUAAUUGCAUUAGUAGCCUAUUUUUACUACAAUUGCUUGCAAGCUUAAUGUGUGUAAUAGUUGUAAAUUAAAAGUAAGCUCUCUUUUUUCUGAAUUGCAACAUUGUAUAUAAUGGAUAUUUUUUUGUA
Messenger RNA from Mercurialis annua (annual mercury), 1344 nucleotides. Its product is annotated as calmodulin-like protein 3. The transcript has a single exon. The record is from RefSeq and is a predicted model, not a curated record. Gene Ontology annotation, molecular function: calcium ion binding. Bases 230 to 883 code for a protein of 217 amino acids. Lineage: Eukaryota; Viridiplantae; Streptophyta; Magnoliopsida; Malpighiales; Euphorbiaceae.